Drosophila suzukii is the source of this 389-nucleotide messenger RNA. RefSeq lists its product as uncharacterized. The record is from RefSeq and is a predicted model, not a curated record. Lineage: Eukaryota; Metazoa; Arthropoda; Insecta; Diptera; Drosophilidae.
CAACAAUCGUCCGACCAACAUAAAAGUGUGAUAACCUCAAAGUUAAAGUUUCAAUCUCAAAACAACAUAUCAAGAUGUUCCGCAUUAUCGCUGUGAUCUUUGCCCUGGUUGCCAUGGCUUUCGCUGCUCCCGGUUACAUUGAGCCCUCUUACGGAGUUGUUCCUGUGGCUCAUGUGGUUCCCGUUGUGAAACACAUUCCAGUGGUGAAGCAGGUUCCGGUGGUGCACCACGUUCCCGUGGUCAAGCAUGUUCCAGUGGUUCAGCAUGUCCCCGUUUUGAAGUCCUACGGAGUAGCAUCCUAUGGAGUUCCCACCUACGGACACCAGAUCUACCACGGUUAAACUUAACAAAACACCACCGAUAUCGACUCGACAUGAAUAAAUUUCCAA